This is a messenger RNA of Clarias gariepinus (North African catfish), 1029 nucleotides long. RefSeq names its product germ cell-specific gene 1-like protein. NCBI's taxonomy places the organism in Eukaryota, Metazoa, Chordata, Actinopteri, Siluriformes, Clariidae. Bases 1 to 1029 code for a protein of 342 amino acids. Gene Ontology annotation, cellular component: plasma membrane. The transcript has 5 exons. The record is from RefSeq and is a predicted model, not a curated record.
AUGUCCUGUUCCAGUCUGCAAUCUCCACGACUGUCAUUCCUGCAGACGUUGUUCUCUCUCUUCCUGUCCUUCAUCUCUCUGUUUGCGUCUAACUGGUGCUCGGGGGUCGAGAAGGUCCCGAAGCCGCUGUGUUCUCUUCUGCGACGGCGCACCUGCACACCGUCUGACCUGUUCACCAACGGCUCUGCCCAGUUCACCUGGGAAACCGGGGAUGACCGCUUCAUCUUCCCUAGUUUCCACGCUGGGAUCUGGAGCUGCUGUGAAGAGAACAUACAUAAGGAUGAGUGGGAAGAAAAUUGUCGCAAUUUCAUUGCUCUGACACCUCCAUCAGAGAAAGGGAUUUUCUGGCUGUGUGUGCUGCUGGAGUUGAUGUACAUCAGUUUGUUGUGUAUCAGUUGUGUGCUGCUGAUGGUUCAGUUGGCAUUUUCUGAGUGGAAGCCCUCGCUUCAUCAAUGGGGGGAGUUACUCAAUGCUUAUGCUGCUGUCUUCACCGUACUGGGAGGUCUAGUAGGAAUGGUAGGUCACAUAAUGUUCAUGCAGGUGUUCCAGGUGACAGCGUCCAGCGGCCCAGAGGAUUUUAAACCACACCGUUACGGAUACUCCUGGGCUUUUUACAUGGCCUGGGUAGCCUUCACCUGCUGUAUGAUCGCCGGAGUUUCCACUCUGAAUAAUUACACCAAGAAAGUGCUGAUGAUUGGGACAAAGCCAAAGCCUGACUUCCACACCUCUAUGUCAUUGUACUACCCCCCUGUUCCACCUCCUCCUUCUUGCCCUCCUCCACCUCCUCCACUCUCACCACACUUAUGCCCUCCAUCUCCCUCUCCCAUGGUCCCUCAUGCCCCUCCGUCUCCAACCAACUCUGCUCCCUGUCUCUCUUCCUCACCUUCUGUCUCUGUCCUUCAUUCACCUCACUGUCCUUCUCCUCCUCUUUCACCUGCUCCUUCCAUCACUUUAUCUAUCGCUCCCUCCAUCCAUACGCUCGCUUGCUCUCCUUCCCUGCCAUUUGAUGAAGAAUACAGCUUCCUCUAA